Molecule: messenger RNA, 480 nt
Organism: Macrosiphum euphorbiae (potato aphid)
Lineage: Eukaryota; Metazoa; Arthropoda; Insecta; Hemiptera; Aphididae
Source: the annotation of a GenBank genome assembly
AUGUGGAUGGGACUGCCCUUCAAAAGACACACACUGGCAAAAAACAGGUUACAUAGUCAUAUAUAUAUUAAUUGGCACCUAUAUCUAUAUCCUAUGGACUUUAACAGCCACAACAGUGUAAGGGAAAAUUACCAAAGUGGUGAAAAUGGCGAAUUACUUCACGAAUGGUUUACUCUGAUUAAUCUGGAACUCAUCUAUAAUGCCAAGGAUAAGGGAGCGUUCAGGUCAAGAAAGGGCGAAAAGACUACACACCUCAUAAACUCAAGAACUUCCUUAGAUGGCUCAAAUAUUGUGACAAGGUAUAGACAACGGGAUUUUCUCCAUGGCCAACACAGACCUGUAAUUUUUAGAAUAUGGUCUAAAAGUUCCACUAAUACGUUCAAUACUAAAUCCACGGUGGAACUUACCAAAGGCAAAAUGGAACAAAUAUGGUAUAAUGAAUUAUACGUCUAUACCACGUCAUUCAAUGCAUACCGCUAA